AUGUGGAAAUAUGGCUCAAACAUUUCCAAGGAUCCUCCUAUUAUUGCUGAUCAGGACUCCCCUGUGGAUGAUGGCGAUGAGAACCCUGAACGUGGGAACUGGACCAACAAGACAGAAUACCUCCUCUCUAUGAUCGGCUUCGCUAUUGGCUUGGGAAAUAUCUGGAGAUUUCCCUAUGUAGCCUUUAAGAAUGGAGGGGGUGCCUUUCUCAUUCCCUAUUUUGUGAUGUUGGUUUUGUGUGGAAUUCCUCUUUUCUUCCUGGAAAAUGCCAUUGGUCAGUUCUGCAGCCAAGGCCCAGUCAACAUGUGGAGAGCAGUGCCGAUACUGCAGGGUGUUGGCUUAGGCAUAAUUAUGGUGAACGCACUGUUGUCAAUUUACUACAACGUCAUCAUCGCCUACAGUUUGUUCUACAUGUUCGCCUCCUUCCAGUCUCCUCUGCCGUGGUCCAGCUGCCACAGCUGGGCUGACAGUAACUGCGGUGACAGACCUAAAGUGUAUUGCAAUGUAAGUGGUGUUUUAGUGACGAACUGGACGCAGGAAAACAACACUUGUCCUUCAUCCAACAUGAUCAAAGUUCCAGUGCAGAGCCCGAGUGAGCAGUACUGGGAUCGUGUGGCUCUGCAGAGAUCCAGUGGUCUAGAUGAAACAGGACCAGUAGUUUGGUACUUGGCUCUCUGUCUGCUGCUGAGCUCCAUGCUUGUUGCUGCAGCGCUCAUCAGAGGUAUCAAGUCAUCUGGCAAAGUUGUGUAUUUUACAGCUACGUUCCCUUACUUGGUGAUUGUGAUCCUGCUGAUCAGAGGUGUGACGCUGGAGGGAGCUAAAGAUGGCAUAGAGUUCUACAUUGGCUCCAAAUCCAACUUGACCAAACUGACUGAAGGACAGGUCUGGAAGGACGCCGCAACACAGACCUUUUAUUCCCUGUCCAUUGCUUGGGGUGGAGUUGUGACUCUUGCUUCUUAUAGCAACUUCCACAACAACAUGUUCCUGGACUCAGUGGUUGUAACCCUCAUUAACCAUGGCACCAGUGUGUUUGCAGGCUUUGCCAUCUUUUCAAUUUUGGGUCACAUGGCUCAAAUCUAUGGAAAGCCUGUUGCAGAAGUGGUGAAGGAAGGUUUUGGCCUGGCAUUCAUUGUAUAUCCAGCUGCCCUGGCUAAGCUUCCCAUUUCCCCUCUGUGGUCUAUCCUGUUCUUCUUCAUGCUUUUCAUAGUUGGUCUGGACACUCAGUUUACAAUUUUAGAGGUGAUUACCACCUGCCUGACUGAUGCAUACCCUGAAAUCCUCAAACCCAGACGUGCCUUUUUAACUAUUGCCACCAGCUCCAUCAUCUUCCUCUUGGGCCUGCCAUGUGUCACAAGGGCAGGAAUAUACUGGGUGACUCUAAUCGACCAGUUUAUUACCAGCUGGGUGCUGCUAAUUUUGGCUCUGAUGGAGAUCAUUGGCUUCUGCUACAUAUAUGGAGGGAACCGUUUGAUUAAAGACAUUGAGAUGAUGAUUGGAGAAAAGACCUUUGGUUUCUGGCUGUGGUGGAGAGCAUGUUGGUUCUUUAUCAGCCCCUGCAUCAUAGUGGGGAUCUUGAUCUGGUCUUUGUUGACAUUUGUGCCCCCUUCCUAUGGAACAGUCCAGUUCCCAGCCUGGGGUUUGGCUCUGGGCUGGUGCAUGGUUGCAUUUGUCCUCCUCUGGAUCCCUGUCAUCGCUGUGUAUAAGAUGAUAAGAGCAGAGGGAAAUCCCUGGAAGCGUUUGAAGUCACUGUGCUCUCCUUCUGAAGAAUGGCAUCCCUACCUGGACAUCCAUCGAGGAGAACGCUACUCAGAAGAACACUGCAGCAAAAGAAGAGAAGUGUCAACAAGCGAUAAGCAAAUGUAAAUGCAAUCUUCAAUCUUCACAUGUCUCUUCAACCAGUCAGCUUUAGUUAAAGCUGAACACCCAACUACAGUAUAAAGUUAUGAAAAAGCUGCUGCGUGAAUGGGAGGUUAUAUGAAGGGCAGAUUUUCUUUAUGCCAUGUUUGACCUGAAUGGUAUUAAACUUACCUAUCUACCUUAAUCAGAUGUCUUUCAUUCUUUGAAGAGCUCUUAAAACUUUAAGAAUCUGUCUACAUGUCAGGUAGUGAGUUUAAUUUGCUCUUGAGUCCCUCGGCUGAUGUAAUCAUUCUUACAAAAGCUCCAUCUGAUAGUGUUGGAUGUCAGGCACAUAAGAAAUUCUGAUUUUACUGUAUUUCAUUGAGUAAAUGAUUUUUGGGAAACUGUAAGUAUA
This is a messenger RNA of Thunnus maccoyii (southern bluefin tuna), 2251 nucleotides long. Its product is annotated as sodium- and chloride-dependent neutral and basic amino acid transporter B(0+)-like. Lineage: Eukaryota; Metazoa; Chordata; Actinopteri; Scombriformes; Scombridae. The record is from RefSeq and is a predicted model, not a curated record. Gene Ontology annotation, biological process: sodium ion transmembrane transport. Gene Ontology annotation, molecular function: L-proline transmembrane transporter activity. The transcript has 15 exons. Bases 1 to 1863 code for a protein of 620 amino acids. Gene Ontology annotation, cellular component: membrane.